This is a messenger RNA of Eleginops maclovinus (Patagonian blennie), 2457 nucleotides long. RefSeq names its product protein scribble homolog. Lineage: Eukaryota; Metazoa; Chordata; Actinopteri; Perciformes; Eleginopidae. Bases 596 to 1822 code for a protein of 408 amino acids. Gene Ontology annotation, cellular component: postsynaptic density membrane; basolateral plasma membrane; neuromuscular junction. Gene Ontology annotation, molecular function: protein binding. Gene Ontology annotation, biological process: receptor clustering; establishment or maintenance of epithelial cell apical/basal polarity; cell-cell adhesion. The record is from RefSeq and is a predicted model, not a curated record. The transcript is spliced from 7 exons.
UUUGAGGAAACAAAUCAGAUAUUCCAUUUCCUGACCUCCUUCCAUCGCUUCUGUCUGUCCAGCGGUGCUCGAUGUUUCUGCAAAGCUCUGCCAGCAUGCGCCAUACUUGACUUGUCUACCCUGCACGUGCUGCAUGUUGUACUGCCUCUGGGAGAUUAAAAAAUGAAUGUGUAUAUAUACAACAGUAUUAACAUGUUUGUUGCACAUGCACUUUCAUUUAAAUAUCAUUGUACAUUUCAGUUUGAAAAUGAAAAAUGUGGUGUUUGAGUUAUCAGUUAGGUUAAAGAACAGAUCAUCUCUCUCUUUCUGCGCCUCCUAAAGAAGCGACAAAAGAAACAUUUAGGCAAAAAGGCAGAAAAAAAGACAAAUCAAGCCUUUCAUAUCAGUGUUCUAGCUUGACUGCUUUUAAGCUUUUCAAAACAAUUAUACCGUAACAGUAUUGCAAUUGUACGCAGCCCCCUGGUGCAACAAUAUAAACUUGCAUGUUGAAAAAAAAAAGUAGGAUUUUAUUGGUGAAUUUGUCUCGAAUAUCAUGCUUCCCUCCUGGAAAGAAUGAGUGUUUUCUAGGGUCAGCUUUGAUAAGUUGUACUGUCUGAUGGACAUGAUUUUAUCAAGGUGUUCAUCCAAAAUUGUCACUUCUUUUUUCCAUCAAUAUCUUACAUUGAAAUUACAUUUUCAGCAAAGGCCGGCGUCCUCUGACUUUCUCCAGGAGUGUCAAAAGCCUCAUACUAACCCGUCCCCCAGCUCUGGUAGGCAACACUGGGCCCUGAUCUCAGACUUUGGUCAUGCGGGAAACAAACAGCGUCAGCAGACGAGGAACCUGGCGAGCACCGGAGAGUGUGCUCGCUCCCCCAGUGCAGAGAAGGACACGGAGGACAGAGAGCAACCUGAGGAGGAUGGUGCAGGCCAGCUGCCAGCAGAGAGCGAUGCCAUACCAGGAUGGUUUUGCCCUCAGAGGAUUGAAACCCGAGACGGGAGGAAGUGUCAGCAUUACAGAGCUCCUAAUGCAGGAUCCAGUCACCAUGGAGACCCCAGCACCGACCUAAUGAUCUCCUCUAUCACAGGGAAGUGUUCUUCAGUGACGGAGACGGCCCUUCCUCAGGAAUCCUUCGCCUCUGAAGCGUCAUUAAGAUUACAGAUCAAAGUGUCCGGCCAGAGUGGUGGUUUGGGAAUCAGCAUUGCUGGUGGGAUAGGCUCGAUGCCUUACCAAGACCAAGAUGAGGGUAUUUUUAUUUCCAGAGUCAAUAAAGGGGGGGCAUCAGAAAAGGCUGGGGUCCUUGUUGGAGAUAGAUUGCUUGAGGUCAAUGGCCUCAAUAUGCAGCUGGUGACCCACCAUGGGGCAGUCACUGCCCUCAGGAAUGCUGGGAGCUGCAUCAAGAUGAAAGUGCUCAGAGAGAGGCUGCUACCUCGAGAGUUGUGUGACCCGGGGGAGCACAAGGAUCUUUGGGACGUGACAAGACGACAGCCGUGCAGCCAAGAAGGCGGGAGCCAGAGAGGCAAACAGCCCAAUAUGGAGAACACAGAUUUCUGUUUUUCCAAGAAGAUUGAAAAAUCGGUCUGCAACGGCAAUGGCAUUUCUGAUUUGUAUAGCGAGCUGAGCAGGGACUUUUCUGAACCGAAGGCGCAGACAUUGAUGAAAAAUGAUUCACUUCCAGGAGGGAAACACACAAUGACAAUCCCUCGGAUUAUUCUCACUCAUCCCUCUACCUCAGAUGAAGAUGUGGAGCUUUUGACACAGAUCACCAGCAGAGAGACGUUACAUAACUCUGAAAUCCAUGACUCACACCCAUACUGUUUUGACAGCGCUUUCUACCCACCUUGACCAGUGUGCAGGUCGACAUAAUUGAAGGACAUAGACUGCUAUAACCCAGCUCUUUCUUUUGUAAUGUUAAUUUCCAAACUGCUGGAAAAACAGAUUUAAUUGCUGCUAGCAACAUUUAGUGAUUUUAGAGUUAUUUUUAAUACUAAAACACAGAGUUUUCGCUGUACAACUAAAUAGAACCGAGACUGGAAAUCAUGCCAAAGAUGCCCAAAUGAAUUACAUGUCAUAAUAUUAAAUACAAUCAAUUAAACAUUUAAUGCUGCUGGCUACCUGUGCUUCACACCACUGUUCUGUAAACAAUGGAUGUGCUGACUGAAAAUGUGUCUCCGCCCAUGACAGUGUGAAGCACUCAAAGUUUUAAUCUGUCUGUACCGAGAUAAAAUGCCACACGGUGCAACAGAUUGCACAGCAUGGAGUCUGCUUCUUGCUGGGUCCUGAAGCAGAAUUAACUUAAUUCCCUCACACAACAUUCAGAUUCAUGAGAUUACACUCUCUGCCUCUUGAAAAGAAAAAGCAGGACAUCUUGCUUUUCAUGACUUGCUUUGUGUUGUUUCACAGCUCUUUCAAUCUCACAGCAAAAACAGUUUAUUGUUCUGUGUUCACGUUCACAAUAAAGCACAAAUAUGUUGUUCCUA